AUAUGUGGUCACGUGGUGUGACGGGGUGUCACAUGACAUGGGGUCACAUGACAUGUAUGUUGUCACGUGAUGUGUAUGUUGUCACGUGACUCAGUGCCCCCCGACAACCCUGUGGUGGAGGCGUCGGAGGCGGCUGUGGAAGGAGGAGAAACGGAGCUGAGCUGCACCGUGCCCAGAUCCCGGCCUGCAGCCAACAUACGGUGGUACCGGGACAGGAAUGAGAUACACGGCUCAUUACACCGUGAGGCCCAUGGCAAGGUGUUCAGCCUGCGCAGCAUUAUAUGGGUUAUUAUGGAGGGGAAUAUGGGUUAUAAUGGGAUCCCCCCAUAUCUCCCCCUAUAUCCCCCCUAUCUCCCCCCCAGCCCCACCGACAUCACGUGGAGCCGCAGUAACGACUCGUUACCGUCCCGUUCCCGCGCUGACGGCGCCGUUCUGACGGUGUCGGCCCUGAGCCCCCACGAUAACGGCACCUACAGCUGCAGCGCCGCCAACCGCCACGGCCGCGCCACGGCGCACUACGUGCUCGUCGUCUAUGACCCCGACGCGGUGGUGGCGGCUCAGCGCUCCGUCCCUUACGCCAUCGUUGGGGGGAUUCUGGCCCUGCUCGUUUUCCUGCUCAUCUGCGUCCUCGUCACCAUGGUGUGGUGCUCCAUUAGGCAGAAAGGUUCGUACCUGACCCACGAGGCCAGCGGGUUGGACGAGCACGGCGAGGCCAGGGAGGCUUUUCUCAAUGGGGGAGACGGCCACAAGCGCAAGGAGGAGUUCUUCAUUUAAUACGGGCUAUGGGGCACGGAUCUAUGGGGCACGGAUCUAUGGGGCACGGAUCUAUGGGGCACAGGGGGGAUCUAUGGGGCAACGGUGGGUCUAUGGGGCAGCAUGGGGGGCACGGGAUGGGCUGCAAAGGGGGCGGGGCUUAAGAAAGGGGCGGGGCUUAACGAGGCCACGCCCCUCAUCCAAUCCCCUUCAAGCCAUGGCGGAGGGGGCGGGGCUUUGUGCUUUGGCCACGCCCCUUUCCCUCUCGCCCCGCCCCCUUUUGCUCUGGGGGUCGUGAAUAAUAUAUGAGGGGGGCGGGGCUUGUGGCCCGGCCCCGCCCCUUUAUGUAAAUAGCGCCGCCUUUUAACGCCUUUGAUACAAUAAAACCCCCGACGGUUCGUAACGGG
This is a messenger RNA of Coturnix japonica (Japanese quail), 1160 nucleotides long. The record is from RefSeq and is a predicted model, not a curated record. Lineage: Eukaryota; Metazoa; Chordata; Aves; Galliformes; Phasianidae.